Messenger RNA from Ruditapes philippinarum (Manila clam), 613 nucleotides. Its product is annotated as sialate:O-sulfotransferase 1-like. The coding region runs from base 134 to 598 and encodes 154 amino acids. The record is from RefSeq and is a predicted model, not a curated record. The transcript has 4 exons. NCBI's taxonomy places the organism in Eukaryota, Metazoa, Mollusca, Bivalvia, Venerida, Veneridae.
CGGAUAUAUGCGGACGGAAGAAUACUUAUAAAUCAAGUGAUUUUUAUCAUUUCAUUUAAUAAACGUAUGUAAUUAACACAAUUACAAAAUGUAUAAAAACGAUUUUCGUCAGUUAAAUAUGAAACAUAUUUAAAUGGAUUUAGUUUUUAACUUAAACGUUCUGAUAAUCAUUUAUACUGUUCAAGCUUAUGACGAGCCGGUUGGUUAUAUAGGCUGUUUUGAUGACGGUGGGGGCCAGCAACUUCCAAUACGUUUAAAAUCGUCUGAUACCAACAGCGGCGAUGAGUGUAAACAACGUUGCAAAGGAUAUCGUUAUGCUGGAACAAAGGCUGCAAACCAGUGUCACUGUGGUACAACAUUAAUGAACACCCGGACUGGAACAAGGUGUACACUAAAAUGUACUGGGAACCAGAAUGAAAUAUGUGGUGGUGUAUCACAUAUUUCAAUAUACGAUAAUUGGAAUUGUGUCAAGCAGCCAUGUGGAAACAAUGCAAUAAAAUGUACUGAUAAUUCUGCGAGUGAUUAUGUUUGUACAUGUAGAGAAGGAUGGACGGGACGUAACUGUUCAGAAGGUCAGUUGCUUUGUCUUGAUAAUUGAAAUUAAUUGCACUUA